Messenger RNA from Lolium rigidum, 2414 nucleotides. RefSeq lists its product as uncharacterized. Gene Ontology annotation, molecular function: ATP binding; protein kinase activity; protein binding. The coding region runs from base 1 to 2385 and encodes 794 amino acids. The transcript has 16 exons. The record is from RefSeq and is a predicted model, not a curated record. Lineage: Eukaryota; Viridiplantae; Streptophyta; Magnoliopsida; Poales; Poaceae. Gene Ontology annotation, biological process: protein phosphorylation.
AUGGAUCGGCAGGUUAGCAGCCGAAAUGACUUGGAGUGCAUGAUGCUAGAUGAAACCUCAGAGCCCAAGGCCCUGCCACUGUCGCUUUUGGAAGACAUCACAGGUGGUUUCUCCGAUGAUCGGGAGAUUGGUAGAGGCGCCUUCUCGGUGGUGUACAAGGGAAUGCUCGCUAAUGGGCUGACCGUCGCUGUGAAGAGACUAUCCAAUUGUUACAUGUAUGACAAGGAAUUCCAACGAGAGGUUGAAUGUUUGCUCAAGGCGAAUCACACAAAUAUAGUGAGAUUUCUAGGAUACUGCGCUGAUACGCAAGGCACUAUGGCAGAUUUGAACGGAAAGGUUGUCAUGGCAGACGUACAACAAAGGUUGCUCUGCUUUGAGUACCUGCCUAAAGGAAGCCUCGAUGGGUAUAUCCAAGAUGCAUCUGGUGGACUUAACUGGAGCAAGCGGUAUAAAAUAAUUAAAGGGAUCUGCGAGGGGUUAAGUUAUCUUCACCAGAAAAAAGUCAUCCACCUAGAUCUAAAACCCGCGAACAUAUUGCUAGAUGCUAAUAUGGUAGCCAAAAUCUCUGACUUUGGUCUAUCAAGAAUCUUCGAGGAAGAUAAGAGCCGUUUCGUUGCUACAAAAGUGGGCGGAACGCUAGGAUAUUUGGCUCCGGAAUUCACUAGUAAUGAGAUCACACACAAGUUUGACUUGUAUAGUCUUGGUGUUAUACUCGUAGAGGUUUUGACUGGAAAGAGGGGAUAUCAAGCUGUCGACACUGUACUUGAAAGUUGGAGCAAUAGAUUGGACAGAUCACAGGGAGACACCAGUUUCGAACAAAUUCGAGUAUGCACAGAGAUAGGGAUGGAGUGUAUUGACACCAACCCAGAGAAGCGACCAGUUAGUAUACAUCAUAUAGUUGCUCGGCUGAAUGAAACAGAAAGUAGUCAGCAAGCCGUAAAGCCGUCGGGACACCUGGUGAAUCUAGGUUCCAGCGAUCUUCUUGAAGUCCAACCAUUAGUUCUUCGAUUUCCAUUCGAGCCCAACAAGUCGAUACAGUGCUCACUGCUGCUAACCAACAACACAGAUGAGCACGUCCCAUUUCGUCUCAUAAACAAUAGCGGGAACAAGAUGUGCUUCGUGAGGCUGCCACUAUUUGGCAUUGUGCCGCCGAGGUCUGUCUACACUCUUGUUGUGACAACAUAUCAGCAGGAGAAGCUUCCAGAACAUAAAUACUUUGAUUUGAUCCUGGAGAGUACUAUAUUAGGUGAUGAGCACAACUGGUCAUCUGAAACAUAUGAGCAGGAUGAUUUUUUUGAGAAAACCAAAAAGAUGGGGCAUAUGGUGCGUGAGGUGACACUGAAAGUUGUUUGUACUCCACAACGAGGGAUUAUAACGUCUGAGGUUUUACAUGUGGACAUACCUUACAAGGAUAUAAGUUGCUGGGACAUAAACCCGACGAAGCAUUGGAUAAUAAUCGGACACAAGUAUGGACGCAUUCGCAUCUGGAGCUAUGAGACACAGAAGCUAGUGGGUUCGUUUAAAGUCUCAAGGGAAAAAGUCUCCUCCAUUAAAUUUAUUGAAUGGAAGAAAUGGUUUGUGGCUGGGACAAAAGAUGGUUUCAUCCACGUGUACAGCUACGAUAAGCUGAAAAAGAUUAAAAGUUUCAGAGCUAAUACUGAAGCUAAAUCUGUCAAAACACUGGCCGUUCAUCCAACCCAGACAUAUAUGUUGUCAGUGUCACCUAAAUGCAACCAGGCAAAGCUUUGGGACUGGAACAGGGGCUGGGAGUGCAUCCAAACAUUUAUGACGGAAUACUCUACUGAACGCAUGUUCGUAUUUAACCCGAUGGGCAUUACCAUUGCUAGUGCUUCAGAGCACACAAUUAAGAUGUGGGGCCCUGAUUCAGCAGAAUCUAAGUACUUUCUGUCUGGGCAUUCAAAAAAAGUGAAUUGCUUGGAAUUUUUCACAUGUAAUGAUCAUCAGUAUUUGAUUACGGUCUCUGAUGAUUGUACUGCGAAGAUAUGGGAUAUAAAGAAAAGGACGUGUGUUCAUACACUCGAAACUUUCAUGUCUAGAGUAAUGUAUGUCUAUUCCUCUCCAAAUCUCCAGAUCCUAAUUACAGGUUGCUGCAAUGGUACUGUGCAUUUGUGGAACUCUGCCAAUUUCAGGGUUGAGAAAGUCUUUCAAAAUUGCUGUGCAUCUGUAUGUCGACUUUCUUGUUUGAUGGAUCCACAAAGGGUUGUCAUUGGAUAUGCAAAUGCAAUUUCAGUCAUGUGCUUUGGUAAUGUGGGCUUUGAGCCAGGAUCAACGGAUUCUUGUGAGCAUAAGUUAAAUGCAGAUAGCGUAUUAGGAAACACAACAUCUGAGGAUGGGCAGACCAAUAGUCCUGAGAUAGCUCCAUAGAGGAGCACAAGCAAAAUCUUCUAUUUUUA